Messenger RNA from Drosophila sulfurigaster albostrigata, 978 nucleotides. RefSeq lists its product as uncharacterized. The record is from RefSeq and is a predicted model, not a curated record. Gene Ontology annotation, molecular function: RNA binding. Bases 97 to 897 code for a protein of 266 amino acids. NCBI's taxonomy places the organism in Eukaryota, Metazoa, Arthropoda, Insecta, Diptera, Drosophilidae. The transcript has a single exon.
UUAUAGAUUUAGUUUGCGGUCACACUCAUUGUUACACGUGCUGUCAGCAAGUUGUCAACUUUGUUAUUUUGCUUGUGUUUUUAUUUCGGUAAAAUCAUGGCCGGUGAUGGGAGCGGGUCCGAUUCUGGGAGUGACUAUGAAGUGGAACUGUAUAUACAGCCGAAGAGAGUGAGGAAAACAGUAAACGAUGAUUCUGCCGAUCUACUGGGGAACUUUGAUGACGAGAAACGUAAAGAGAUCUUUGAAGGCACAUAUGUGGACAAGGAUGAUGUCAAGAACGCCAGCGAUUCUGACAGCAGUGACGCCGAGGACGAAGACCACCCGGAUGAAAACAAUGAGGUAGAUGACACCAAACAAACGGAGGAAAAGGUUGCAGAUGGCAGCGAAGGCUCUGCGGACGAGGAAGAAGAAUCCAAUGCUGAUGGACACAUAACCACUAAUCAAUUGAAUAGUCUACUGCGUGGUGCCUCGAAAUUAAACAGACACGUACUCUACGUUACAAAUCUCAACUUUGAGACGACUAAGGACGACUUGGAGUCGCACUUUGCGGUUGCUGGUGCUGUGAAAUCCAUUAGAAUACCCAAAAAGCGACGGGGCGGUUUUGCCUUUGUGGAGAUGGAGGAUCUGAAAAGUUUCCAACAAGGAUUCCGCUUGCACAACACAGAAUUGCAGGGGCGCAAAAUCAAGGUUCAGAUAUCGGAGGCAGGCAAAAAGAAGUCUGCAAACAAGAAAAACAUCAUAAAGCAAAAGAAUCGCAAACUCGCGGAGAUGCGCAACGAACAGAAGACAUUCACAAAGAGUGGCAAAUUCUACGACAAGGAUUUGAAGAAAGAAAAGGCCAAAGAUUUGCUCGCGCGCAAGCGUCGGCGUAAAAAUCCAGCACCCAGAGGAAAAUAAAUAAAGAAGGUACAAGUGUUUUACAUCAAUGUACUUUCUUAAUAGUCUCUUAGAUUGUAAAUAAAUGUAACUUAACAACAA